Molecule: messenger RNA, 1522 nt
Organism: Punica granatum (pomegranate)
Lineage: Eukaryota; Viridiplantae; Streptophyta; Magnoliopsida; Myrtales; Lythraceae
Source: RefSeq, a predicted model, not a curated record
UUCUUCUCAUUUAUGAAAGAGAGAGAGACAGCAGUAUAUAUGCUCUCCAAUGGAGUUUCUGAAUCCAAUGUAAAUAUUUUCUGCUGGGCCUCUCAGUGGAGAAGACCAGUGAAACCACGGCAAUUCGUGAGGAAGGUCUGGUCCGAUUUUGAUAUGAAAAGCUAUUCUUCUGAUGGCUGAUUCUACUUGGAGUUCCUAUUUCCCGUGUGGUGCCUUGGGCUUGAGGAACUGGGGUGGCCCUUUCUUCGCCAUUGCAGGCUUCAUUAUCGGGCUAGCGGUAAAGGGGUCUUCAAGACAAUUCGAGUCCCAGGCAAGCCCUACAUCUCAUCCUGACUUCAGGCCAUUUUCGAGUUCAAGCAACACUUUUACUGCCGCCGUGGACCAUUCUCCACUGCUCCAAAUUGUGCCCUGCAGCAAGAUGAACUUCGGAGGGAUCGGACUUGGCAUUGUGAGCUCUUCUGCAGGUGACGCUGAACGAAAUAGCUCUUCGCGACCGAACCAGAUAGUGUUUAGGCCGCAUGUGGAGAGCAUCAGUAUAAAAUGUGAAGAACCCGGGGGAAAGCCCAAAUUCUCACCCGAAAAGUAUAGGAUUCCUUCACAAUUCUUGUACUUGAACGGUCCUUUGAAAGCAUUAUCGCCUAAUGAAGAAAGGAAAGCUAAAGCCCCAUUGGAACAGCCGGAGUGCGAGCUUCCAGAUGCCAGACGUGGGAAAGCAAGAGCCUCAUUGGAGCAGCCACAGUGCGAGCUUCCAGAUGCCAGACAUGGGAAAGCAAAACCCGAGCUUGAUAAAACUGAUUCCUCAUUCUCAUGCUCAAAUGAGAAAAAACUAGAGACUAAGAUAUGCGAGCCCACCUUUUCUGCUAGGGAUAUCAUGCUUUCCGAGUAUUAUACUCGCAUAACUACCCAUGGCCCGAGUCCAAAAACGACUCACAUGUUUGGUGACAUGGUUCUGGAAUGUGACAAAAAGAAAGCUCCAGCUGGUUCUGUUGAGGAUAGCAAGGCCCCGGACCUGGAGGGUUCGGCUGCUGCCGAUGAAUUUCUGAGCCGCUGCUUCUACUGCAGUAAGAAGCUUCGAGAAGAUAAGGACAUAUUCUUCUGCAGAGACAAAGCAUUUUGCAGUUUCCAGUGCCAGUGCAUGGAGAUCCUCAGCUGCGGGUUGGGAGAAAGAUUCGAGCGCUCGUAUCUGGAGAAUCAUGGAUGUAGCUUGCAAGGGGAUCAGUCCCUCUCCUGUUUUCCCUAUUUCCCUUCAUAAGGCCAUCUGAUGAUAAUGCAAAUGGGGGAGUACAGACUGCCGAUUUAGUUUUGCGACGAGGCAUUUUACUUUAUUUUGAUCGGGAGUUUACUUGAUUUAUGUUCGGAUUAUCGCCGAAUGCUAAUCGGGGAAGAAUCGGUUAAGUACCUACCGCUCAUCAGUUUUGCUUGCUUACUCACAGAAGAGCAUGCUGAGCAAAGAUAUUAGAGAGUGAAAUGUACUGCAAACCAACUAUAAAGGCACGAGGAAUAUAUGUGCUGUUUUGGUUAA